Adelges cooleyi (spruce gall adelgid) is the source of this 2363-nucleotide messenger RNA. Its product is annotated as GDP-fucose protein O-fucosyltransferase 2. Bases 697 to 1641 code for a protein of 314 amino acids. Gene Ontology annotation, molecular function: peptide-O-fucosyltransferase activity. Gene Ontology annotation, biological process: protein O-linked glycosylation via fucose. The record is from RefSeq and is a predicted model, not a curated record. NCBI's taxonomy places the organism in Eukaryota, Metazoa, Arthropoda, Insecta, Hemiptera, Adelgidae. The transcript has 8 exons.
GCAAUGAUAAGAUGUUGAUCAAUAAUAAGUGAUAACAGUAAUGAUAAUUAAUAAUAAAUAAAUACAUUUUGCCAAAUACGAUUUUUAAUGAUAAUUUGCCGAUCACCGAUGUUAAAAAAUGUUUUAGACAACGUUAACGUCGAGAAACAAGCAUGUCGUUAAACUUAAACCUUGCAAACCAAACAAAAAGACUUCAAUUUAAGGCAACCGAGCUUUUCAUCUACAUUCUGUAAAAUAUAGAAAACCGUGCAUUUAAUUAGUAGACAUUAAAGUAUUGUAAUUACCUUUUUUUAAAAUAAACAAUUGCUCAUACUUAUUUUGUAAAAAAUAUGGUUGUGAGCAGCACAACCAUAUUUUAGAAACUAAACGAAAACACUCAAAUACACAUUAAAGAUAACAUAUUAAGGAAUCUUUUAAAAACAAAACUACAAAGAUGUAUAGUUUUGGUUAUAGUAAAUUAAUAUUGUUAUUGACUAUGGUUGACUUGGUGCGGAUGAACUCCGAUGCAUCAGACAGAACUGAUUCUUUUGUUGAAACAUUGCCGAGAUAUGUUUUAUACGAUGUCAAUCCAUCGGAAGGAUUUAAUUUGCGUCGUGAUGUGUUCCUGCGUAUGGCAGAAUUUAUACGACAUUUGAAUAAAGUUUCAAAUUAUAAUUGGAUUUUGGUACUUAUUCUAAAAUCUUGUUAGUUGUUGUAAUGCCACCUUGGCAUCAAUUGUACCAUUGGAGAACAUUAGACAUCGACCAAGAAUAUCUUCCUUGGAGUUUGUUUUUUGACAUUGAUUCUAUAAAAACUACUACUCCAGUUUUGGAGUUGCAUGAAUUUUUGGAAGUUAAUGGAUUGCGGCCAUUAGACGUUCAAGUUACAUUGCAAAACUAUCCUGGAUUGUCAGAUCCAAAUCAUGACUGGUCAGAUAAUUGGGACGUUGCAAACUGUAUAGAACCUAUUAAAAAAAAGUUUUGGAGUUCAGAAAAUUUAACAGCAAUCACCUCUAUUUGCGUAUCAUUUCAAGGACCUUCGACACUUUUAGUCAAAAUUAUUAAUGAUUUUCAACCUCGAACAAUAAUGUUCAACCAUGCUGAAGUGACGUUACACGAAUAUUACGGAGGUCAAGAGUAUUGGUUAAUUAGAAAAAGUAUGCAGUUUUCCAAAAAUCUUAUAAAUAUUGCUAAACAAUUUAAGGAAAACCAUUUGAAGGACAAUUACUUGUGUGCACAUUUGCGCCGAAGAGAUUUUUUGUUCGGACGUCCAAAGGAAGUGCCUACUAUUGAGUGGGCCGCAAAACAAAUUUUCGAUAUACUCCGUUCUCUUAAAGAAAUUCAAGUUAUUUUUGUAUCUACUGAUGCACCAGAUUCAGAAGUUCGUCAGCUUAAAAAGUCGUUAGAAGGUUAUCGAGUGCUUAAAUUUGAAGCCAAUAAGGAAAUUUUGAGAUUGUUCAAGGAUGGCGGAGUAGCAAUUAUCGAUCAAAUAAUUUGUUCUCGAGCUAAAUUUUUUGUUGGCACACAUGAGUCUACAUUUUCAUUUAGAAUACAAGAAGAACGAGAAAUUCUGGGUUAUGCUCCAGAAACGACAUUUAAUCGUUUAUGCGGCAAUGGAAAAAAUAUUUGUUCACAACCAUCAAAAUGGAGAUUAGUCAACUAGCAAUAUUUUAAUGGCCAAUUCCUUGUUGAACUUUGAUAAAAACGUACCGGCUGUAAAGAAUUCAGUUUCGAGCAACUCUGCAGCAGUCUUGCGAUUAUUUGGUUCCAGUUGCAAACAGUAUGUUACUAUUUCCAAAACGCUCAACGGCCAUUUGGGAUAUUUCUCACGGAGUGGCAUAGCGGUUAUGGCCAAUCCAUAAGAUUUACUAGGUUGUGGCAACACGUUUAUUUUAUAGCCUUUCUUGUUCAAAUAUGAAUGGAUGGUUUCGUUGCAGUGCAAUAUUUUAACAAUAUUGUACAAUUGAGCUAUACACGUGUCUUCCAUUACCAACGGUAGACUUUCAAGUAGUUCCGUCAUCAAAAUACCUAAAUAUUAUUGUUGUUACGUGUACGGAAUGGUUGAUCAGUCUUGGAUCUUACCUACCGACCAAAUAUCUAUCAUCGAGUUGUAUUUCUUCAAUCCCAUCAAAACUUCUGGUGCUUGAUACCAGAUAGUUCCGACUUUAGUACUGAGAUCUAAUAAAUCAUUUGAUGUAUAUACACGAGAUAUGCCAAAAUCACAUAUUUUUAUAACGCCGGAUUGAGAAAAUAAUAUGUUUUCUGGUUUAACAUCUCUGUGCAAUAUGUUCCGCGAGUGUAUGUAUUGCAACCCCUUUAACACCUAAUGGAAGUAUAAUUUUUUGACAUGAAAAUUAGUAAAAAUUAAAAACAAUUUUCAAAGGA